AUGCUCCCUCUCUUCCUUUUCACCUUUGUGGCCCUGGUGGCAGGGUAUGUCGUCCGGGAUGGCAAUGACUGCCAUUUGUACCCGGAAGAGUCCCUGCCUGGUGCUGGGCCGAUGGACGAUGUCCCUUCCAUAUACGAGGCUUUCAGUCAGUGCGGCCACAGCGGUCGCGUAAUCUUCGAAGAAGGCACUUUCCACGUCAAUCAAGUUCUUAACACCACUGGGCUGAAGGACUGCGAUGUCAUCUUGAAAGGGGAGCUUCUCUUCUCAGCCGACAUUCCUUACUGGCUUGCAAACAGUCUCUGGGUGGUCUACCAGAAUCAACACACGGCAUGGCUAUUCGGAGGCGAGAAUGUCAGAUUUAUCGGUCAGGGUGGUAGCUUCAAUGGCAAUGGACAGGCCUGGUACACACAAAACCAGAACAGAGCAAAUCAGCCGGGUCGACCGAUUGCAAUCACGUUCUACAACUCGAAAAAUCUUGUGGUCGACGGUCUGUCCUUCAUCCAACCACAGUUCUGGGUGACGCUUAUCUGGGAGAGCGAAGAUGUCACGAUGAGAAACAUUUACGUAUCUGCCCACAGCGAUGACCACAACGGAUGUGUCAACACCGAUGGUGGCAAUACCUGGAACUCGCGUAGGGUCACUUUUGAGAACUGGUUCGUCCGCAAUGGCGACGACUGUAUCGCCGUCAAAGGCAAUAGCUCGGACAUCUAUGUCCGUAAUGUGACUUGUGUCAGCGGCAACGGGAUGACGAUCGGCUCCGUUGGCGAGUAUCCCAAGUUCCCCGACUAUGUUGAGAACGUCCUGUUCGAAGACAUUACCAUCCGGGAUACAAUGCAGGCCGCGUACAUCAAGACCUGGCAGGGUCAACCAGCGGAUCACUCUGGAAAUGGAGCAGGAGGCGGUGGCGGUGCUGGCAUAGUCCGCAAUGUCACCUUUCGAAACUUCGACGUCGAGAACUCGGCACUACCCAUACAGAUCUCACAGUGCAUCUAUACUGAGGACGGCCAGAAUUGCGACUCAUCGCGGAUGCAAAUAUCCGAGAUCACAUGGGAGAAUUUCAAGGGCACGUCCAGGUACAACAUUGCCUCUUCGAUCCACUGUGCCGCUGGACAUCCAUGUCCAGACAUCUAUUUCAAAAACGUUGACAUCAAGUCAAUAAACGAGACUCGUGGCCUGCCACUGACUCAUACGGAUCUUCGAUAUGAAGUUUAUCAAUGCGCCAACAUCGUCAACCAGAACACGACCAGUGGCAUCAAGUGCAAUCUUUGGGCACCGAACAACUUUAGUCAGCUUGUGCACAGGAAUGUGGCCUCACACGGGUAUAGGGAAACAGACAGCCCACGAAAACGGGCCAAAUUUGCUUUGCGUGUUUUUCACAAGGUGGCAGAUGUGGUGCAGGAGGUCAAGCAUAUGCUUAUCGCGCCUUUCAUUCGAACUUAG
Molecule: messenger RNA, 1440 nt
Organism: Cyphellophora attinorum
Lineage: Eukaryota; Fungi; Ascomycota; Eurotiomycetes; Chaetothyriales; Cyphellophoraceae
Product: Alpha-L-rhamnosidase rgxB
Exons: 1
Coding region: 1-1440 (479 amino acids)
Biological process (GO): carbohydrate metabolic process
Molecular function (GO): polygalacturonase activity
Source: RefSeq, a predicted model, not a curated record